This is a messenger RNA of Paralichthys olivaceus (Japanese flounder), 2503 nucleotides long. The record is from RefSeq and is a predicted model, not a curated record. Lineage: Eukaryota; Metazoa; Chordata; Actinopteri; Pleuronectiformes; Paralichthyidae.
GUAACCCACACUGCGUUACCUUGAGAGUCAGAGUCGGAGUCAGAGUCAACACUGGGUUCAGACGUGAACUAAAACUUCUCUUCUGUGCGGAAUCGAACUCGUCUCCUCUCAACUCGAGAAUAUGGCGCAGUGGUGCCAGUUGCAGAUGCUGGACUGUAAGUACCUGGAGCAGGUGGACCAGCUCUAUGACGACUCCUUCCCCAUGGACAUCAGACAGUAUCUGAGCAAAUGGAUCGAGAGCAUCGACUGGGACACAGUGUCGAUUCAGGAGUCCCUGGCCACCGUCCGGUUCCACGACCUCCUGGCUCAGCUGGACGACCAACACAGCCGCUUCGCCCUUGAGAACAACUUCCUGCUGCAGCACAACAUCCGCAAGAUUAAGAGGAACCUGCAGGACCGGUUCCAGGAUGAUCCAAGCAACAUGGCCAUGAUCAUCUCCAGAAACCUGAAGGAGGAGCAGAAGAUCCUGGACAGCGCAAAGAGCGCCAAUCAGGAGGGUGAGGGGACAGUGUCGGCCAUGGUGGUGGAGAAACAGAAGCUGGACAACAAAGUGAAGGAGAUAAAAGACACAGUCCAGUUUGUGGAUCAGAACAUUAAGAACGUGGAGUACAUGCAGGACGAGUACGACUUCAAAAUCAACACAUUGAAGAACAGAGAGAUCGAACCGAACGGAAUGACACCGCAGGAGCUGGAGAGAGAGAAACUGCUGAUCGGGAGGAUGUGCUUCGAGCUGAAGGCCAAACGACAGGAUGUGGUGACCCAGCUGACGGACCUCCUGAACGUCAUCCAGGCAUUACUGUCGAACCUGAUCUCCGAGGAGCUGCCCGAGUGGAAGCAGCGGCAGCAGAUCGCCUGCAUCGGAGGUCCACCCAACGCCUGCGUGGACCAGCUCCAGAACUGGUUCACGGCAGUAGCGGAGAGUCUGCAGCAGGUCCGGCAGCACCUGAAGAAGCUGCAGGAGUUGGAGCAGAAGUUCACCUACGACAGUGACCCCAUCACACAGAAGAAAACCUUCCUGGAGAACCGAGCUCUGGAUCUCUUCAAGAACCUCCUCUCCAACUCUCUGGUUGUGGAGAGGCAGCCCUGCAUGCCCACCCACCCUCAGAGGCCCCUGGUGCUGAAAACAGGCGUCCAGUUCACCGUGAAACUACGGUUCCUGGUGAAGCUGCAGGAGUUCAACUACCAACUCAAAGUCAAAGCUAUGUUUGACAAGGACGUUACAGAAAAGAAAGGGUUUCGCAAGUUCAACAUUUUGGGAACAAACUCCAAAGUGAUGAACAUGGAGGACUCGAACGGCAGCCUGGCAGCCGAGUUCAGACAUUUGCAACUGAAAGAGCAGAAAGUCGCCGGGAACAGAACGAACGAGGGUCCUCUGAUCGUCACUGAGGAGCUCCACUCGCUCACCUUUGAGUCCGAGCUGCAGCUCAACCAGUCGGGACUCGACAUCAAACUGGAGGCCAUGUCUCUGCCUGUCGUGGUCAUCUCCAACGUCUGUCAGCUGCCCAGCGGCUGGGCCUCCAUCCUCUGGUACAACAUGCUCACCACCGAGCCCAAGAACCUGAAGUUCUUCCUCUCUCCUCCGCCCGCCAACUGGUCUCAGCUGUCCGAGGUCCUCAGCUGGCAGUUCUCCUCCGUCACCCAGCGGGGCCUGAACCAGGAGCAGCUCAACAUGCUGGCCGACAAACUGCUGGGAGCCAGAGCCAAGAGGAACCCAGAGGGACUGAUCCCCUGGACCAAGUUCUGCAAGCAGAGUGCCAAUGAGAAAGCUUUCCCCUUCUGGUUGUGGAUCGAAGGAAUCCUGGACCUCAUUAAAAGACACCUGCUGUCCCUGUGGAACGACGGCUCCAUCAUGGGUUUCAUCUGUAAGGAGCGGGAGAAAGCUCUGCUGAGUGACAAGUGUCCCGGCACCUUCCUGCUCAGGUUCAGUGAGAGCAGCAGAGAGGGAGCCAUCACCUUCACCUGGGUCGAACACGACGUACACGACAAGCCGGACUUCCACUCUGUGGAGCCGUACACCAAGAAGGAGCUGAGCGCCGUCUCUCUGCCCGACAUCAUCCGCACCUACAAGGUGAUGGCUGCCGAGAACAUCCCAGAGAACCCGCUCCGCUUCCUCUACCCCAACAUCCCCAAAGACAAGGCCUUCGGGAAGUACUACCCCAAACCUGUGGAGACUCCAGAGCCGAUGGACGUGGAGAACCAAUUGAAGAGAUGCUACAUGAAGACGGAGCUCAUAUCCGUGUCAGAAGUAUCUCCCUCCAGACUGCAGGACAACAUAAUGCCCAUGUCUCCGGACGAGUACAAGGUUCUCGAGCAGGCGAUCGGACACAGAGACAUCGAUGCUGUGGCCAGCUCUAUGAUUGGACUCGAUCAGUUUGACAUUCAGGUAGACGCAGCUUUAAUCUGUUGCUCUGCUACAUCAUGUGUGUGUUUCCAGUUUGCGUCACUGCUGCACUUCACUAACAGCCUGUGGCUUCUCUUCCACGUUUGUUUUCAUUGAGCGGAG